AUAUGCAAACACUGAAGCCGGCACACGCAUUUUUUGUAAAUUAAAAUGAUUUACGUUUGUCUUUACCAGGAUGGCAUUAGCGACAUAGCUAAAUUUAUUCAAAAGGCUGAAUCGAACAAAUAUGAUUGUGUUGCUAUACCAAUCAAUGCAAAUAUGCUGCCCAUGGAUCCAAUCGAAACGGAUCCCACUUAUCCGGCCACCGUGUUGAAAGGCGAAGAGUGGAUCAACAAGGUGAUAAUUCAACUAUCCGACGUUGAUGUGGAUUCGCCAAAUUCCAAGCUACGUGAAUAUUCCAAAGCCAUGCUACUACGCGAUAUCACAUGGGCGGAGCACUUGCAGAUUAGUGGCAGCGUUAUGAUUCGCCUGCGAGGCCCAAAAGUUGAGAAUCUAGCCGAGAUUAUACAAAAACACAAGAAAGGUUGCUGGUUUAUUCAGGUACCUAUUACAAAUCCUGAGAUGGCUACUUUUGAGCAUCGAAAAGACGCAACGGAAACGGAAAUGGAAGAGGCACAACAAGUCGAUCCAUGGAGUUGGUGGAACAAUUUACGGUUUGCCGUUAAUCACUCUGCUAGAGUGAAGUGUGUUUUGGAGCUAAAUGAUUCGGAUCGUCCUAGUCGUGAGACUGUGCGCCGUUGGCUUGGCGAGCCCAUUGAGGCUAUUAUAAUUCCAUCAAGUCUAUUUAUAUUAAAUCGUUCCAACUACUAUGUGCUGCAAAAGGAGUGGCAGGUAAUAGUGGGCCACUUCAUCUCAAUGCGUGUUAAAAUCAUAAUCUCCGCAAACCCCACUGACAAGGCUAUUUCCCAGUAUGCGGAGUACGCAAAGAAACUGAUUACCGAUAAUAGCGAUAAUCACGACUUAAUUAGCUAUGAAAAUGAACUGGAAACUCCUCUGCAGCCGCUGUUUGAUAAUUUAGAUACUUAUACUUAUGAAAUCUUUGAAAACGAUCCAGUAAAAUACAAAUUGUAUCAGGAUGCCAUUCAGCAGGCGCUCCUCGAUCGUGUCAGCGAUGAGGAAGCCAAAACCAAACUGACUGUGAUUAUGGUGCUAGGCGGUGGACGUGGUCCUUUGGCACGUGCUGCAUUCAAUGCAGCAGAGAAAACCAAACGCAAAGUCCGUGUCUAUAUUAUUGAGAAAAAUCCCAGCGCUAUUCGCACACUUUCCAACAUGGUGAAGAUUCUCUGGUCCAAUAAGGAUGUGCACAUAUUCUCCAAGGACAUGCGUGACUUUUCGCCGCCUGAAUUGGCUGACAUACUUGUCUCCGAGCUGCUUGGCUCCUUUGGCGACAACGAGCUGUCGCCCGAGUGUCUUGAUGGUGCAUUGAAACUGCUGAAAGACGAUGGCAUCAGCAUUCCCUGCAAGUCUACUUCCUACAUCAAUCCAAUUAUGUCCGCUGUGCUGCACCAUAAACUAUGCGAAUCAACAAGUGCCUCCGUCUUCCACUGUGGGCAUGUGGUGCUGACGAAGAACUCUUACGACAUUGAUGUGCCGAAGGCGCUGUUUGAGUUUAAGCAUCCCAAUCGUGAUAAUGUCAUUGAUAAUACGCGCUACAAGGAGCUCUCAUUUACGGUUCAGCAGGAUUGUGUUAUGCACGGCAUUGGCGGCUACUUUGACACUGUGCUCUACAAGGACAUUGUUUUAAGCAUCAAUCCACUGACGCAUACGCAGGGCAUGUUUUCAUGGUUUUCCAUGUACUUCCCGACGCAACCCCGCACUGUCCUGGCAGGGGAUAAAAUAUCCAUCAAGUUCUGGCGCUGCGUGGAUCCAGACAAGGUCUGGUACGAAUGGCAGAUAAGUGCUCCCUUUGAGAGCGAGCGACACAACGUGAACGGUGUCGGCUAUAACAUGCGGUUAUAGGUCUGAUUAUCCGCAAUAUUUUACAAGGGUCUUAAUUGUUAGUUUAAGUAAUAAUUAUUUGAAACAAAUAGAAACACUAGAAUAAA
Messenger RNA from Drosophila innubila, 1940 nucleotides. RefSeq names its product protein arginine N-methyltransferase 5 (gene csul). The record is from RefSeq and is a predicted model, not a curated record. Gene Ontology annotation, cellular component: nucleus; cytosol. The coding region runs from base 46 to 1854 and encodes 602 amino acids. The transcript has 6 exons. Gene Ontology annotation, biological process: regulation of DNA-templated transcription; peptidyl-arginine N-methylation. NCBI's taxonomy places the organism in Eukaryota, Metazoa, Arthropoda, Insecta, Diptera, Drosophilidae.